Messenger RNA from Ipomoea triloba (trilobed morning glory), 3350 nucleotides. Its product is annotated as auxin response factor 3-like. Bases 545 to 2731 code for a protein of 728 amino acids. The transcript has 12 exons. Gene Ontology annotation, biological process: response to hormone; regulation of DNA-templated transcription. Gene Ontology annotation, cellular component: nucleus. Gene Ontology annotation, molecular function: DNA binding. The record is from RefSeq and is a predicted model, not a curated record. Lineage: Eukaryota; Viridiplantae; Streptophyta; Magnoliopsida; Solanales; Convolvulaceae.
GACAGAAUAGACAUCCGCCCGAAAAUGCAGGGCGCCUUUACACAUCCCCACCACCACACUGCACUGCGCACCGCUCCCUCUCUCUCUGUAUCUAAAUCCCAAUCUAUACGUACAAUCUCUUCAAUACAUAUUGAUAUUUACUUACACUCCCCUGUAUCUAUAGCCACACACAUAGCAGAGCAUUGCAGCUCUCUGCUCUCUUUUCCGCUUGCAGCUUCUGCUCAUACACAGUUUUGUAUGUACAGGCGACAUCUGUAUCUGUAUCUACAUGCGUCCUUUCCAGGGAGGCAUACAUAAUAAUAACUCUGCUCUCAGUGUAAAAGAGGCUAUCGCAAAGUGUGAUCUGAUUUUACUUUCUAGAGAGAGAGAUAGAGAAAGAGAGAGAAACGAACAUCUUUUUGCAAUGCGGUGACUCCAGCUUGUGUGCACGCCUGUAUGGAUAUGAUAUGAUGAUAGUAUGUUGUGUGUAUAGGUAGGGUGUAGGGUUAUUUAGAGAGAGAGGUGGUGGUUUGUUCGAUUGGUGGUGAGUUUUAGGGUUUUAGAGAUGAUGUCUGGACUAAUCGAUCUGAACACGGUGAGCAAUGGCGACGCCGGAGAUGAGACGACGACGACGUCGUCGUCCUCGGCGAAUUCCGAAUUGACGGCGUCCUCUGGGACGGCCGUGGCGUCGGUUUGUAUGGAGCUCUGGCACGCAUGUGCCGGACCGUUGAUUUCUCUGCCAAAGAAAGGAAGCGCCGUAGUGUAUCUACCACAGGGCCACCUGGAGCACCUCUGCGACUACACCGCCGUAGCCUAUGACCUCCCUCCUCACGUCUUUUGCCGCGUUGUCGACGUCAAGCUCCAGGCAGAGUUAGCUACUGAUGAGGUCUAUGCCCAUGUGUCGCUGGUUCCGGACAAUCAGAUUGAGCAGAAAUGGAGUAAUGGAGAAACUGAGGUGGAUAAUGGGGAAGAUGAUAAUGAAGGUAUUGGAAAAUCAACUGCACCACAUAUGUUCUGCAAGACACUCACGGCUUCAGAUACUAGCACUCAUGGUGGUUUCUCUGUCCCUCGUCGAGCUGCUGAAGAUUGCUUUCCUCCUUUGGAUUACAAACAACAGAGGCCAUCACAGGAGCUUGUAGCAAGAGAUCUGCAUGGGAUAGAGUGGAAAUUUAGACACAUCUACCGAGGUCAGCCACGAAGACAUUUACUUACAACAGGUUGGAGUGCAUUUGUCAAUAAGAAGAAGCUGGUUUCUGGAGAUGCUGUGCUUUUCCUAAGGAGUGGUGAUGGGGAACUUAGGCUUGGGGUUAGAAGAACAGAUCAAGCUAAAAGUGGUACUCCCUAUCUAGCCCCAUUUAGCCAACACAUGAACAUCAGUGGUAUUGCGGAUGUUGUCAAUGCAAUAUCUACUAAGGGUGUUUUCCACAUCUGUUACAACCCGAGGCAUAGUUCAUCAGAAUUUAUUGUGCCUUACCACAAAUUCUCAAGAAGUCUCGUACAUUCUUUUUCAGCUGGAAUGACGUUUAAGAUGCGUCAUGAAACAGAAGAUACUGCAGAGAGGUACACUGGGCUCAUACUUGGGGUUAGUGAUAUAGAUCCUGUUCGAUGGCCUGGUUCAAAAUGGAGGAGCCUAUUGGUCAGGUGGGAUGAUCUCGAUUCUACUAGACACAAUAGGGUUUCACCAUGGGAGAUUGAACCUUCUGGAGCACUUCCUGGACCAAGCAGCAUGGUUGUACCUGCUGCAAAGAGGACCAGGGUUGGCUUGCCAAAUGUGAAGGCUGAUUUUUCGAUUCCUGGAGAUAGGAUGGCUGUAUCAGAGAAUGGAGACCCUUCCAGGUUCCAGGUCUUGCAAGGUCAAGAAGUUAUGGGGUUGAACACUACGUGUGAUGGAAUUGAUCGUUUCCCACCCAGAAUAAGAUAUUUUCCUGAUUCUGAUGAUUUCAGGAUUUCUGGAAUGAGCAGAGGCAUUAUACCCCAAUUUGCAGACCCAUUUGAAUCUCAUGAAAGGACUGGCUUUGUUGAAUCACAACGAUUCAAUAAGGUCUUGCAAGGUCAAGAAACUUUUCCUAACACACUAUAUGGCAAGAGUGUUACUGGCCCGGUGCAGCCUACCCAUGGUUCUGGAAUUGUUGGUGGUAUUCAUGUGCGAAGUCACUUGAGCACGAGGUCUACACCACCAAUUCAAGAUUGUAUUGCUCAAAGAAAUCCAUCUACACCUAUUGUUCAAGUGUCAUCUCCGCCUUCUGUGCUAAUGUUCCAGCAAGCAAACUCUCCUGCUAAAUUUCAACCAUUGUACAAUCAUAACCUGGGGAAGCUCGACAAUGGCAACCCGGCUGCAAAGUAUGAAAGACAACUACCAUCUUGUCCACCUUUUGAAGAUGGUCCUAGAGUAGAAGAUCUACAAAGAAUCAGUUCCUUUUCUUCCCAUAAAGAACAUAAGCUACUGGGAUUUUCACAUCUUCUUGGGUCUCAGACCUCAGUCAAAGGCAAUCAAAACUUAGUUUCUUCCAUGUGCAACAGCAAUUGCAGAAUAUUUGGGUUUCCCUUAAAUGAGGGAAGAAGUGCUAUAACUAAAGACAACAAUCCAAUUCAAGCUACAACCUCACAUGGCCAUGAGAUCACUCCUUUUCCUUGCAGUGAAGGACAGUUACAUUUAAGACCUCCACUGAUUACUAGUGUUGCGGGAAGCAACUAUACCAAUGUAAAUGAUCUCUAUCCUGCAAGAGAUGCUCUUCUUGAUAUAGCUCUCUAAUAGCUUAAUUGAUACUAGCAGAAAACAGAAUGGAAGCUUACUCAAGUAUAUGAGUGAAACUUAUCACUUUUUUAGGGAUGCAAUGAUACCGAUGGUGAGUGACAGUAGAAUGGUUUCCUAAGCCAAAAAUGGUUGAAGAGUGUUUUGCAAGUGUGAUGGGGAUGAUCUGGUGCUCUAAGAAGCAUGCACAUAUAAUAUAACAAGUGAAGGAAAGUGUGGUUGCAGUGAGUGAGUACUGAGUAACAAGGUUGCUGACAAUGAAUCUGAGACUUGCUGAGCAAUCUUUUUCCACCCUUUUGUCGGCUGAGAAUUCUCUGCAUCUGUGCAUCAAGUUCAAGAAAACGAAAUCCAAGUCAUGCUGGACACCAAUAGUCCCAUCAAUGCAAGUCAACCCCCACAAUGACAAAGUGUGCACUUUGAAAAAAAAAACAUGCGACUCUAAAGGUCUUUUGUCUCUUCCUCUUCUGUUAAGGAAAGUGCACAGAAAGAAUGUGGCUACCUAGUAUAUUCUAAGAACACGAAAAUGGUACGAAAUUCAGGUAUCUUCCAAUCUUGAUCUGUGGAGAAAUUGUCUGAAAACUGGUAUGAAUAUUGUGUAAAUUGAUGUUUGACCUCCAUA